AUGGAUUAUCAAUCUGUUGUCAUCAAGACCCGUCGACGAUCGUCAAAACAUUCUGGAGAGUCUAGAUAUUGGAGACAGUUCAAGCACCCUGUUUUUGUAAAGGAGUACGCGCCCAUAACGUCUGUUCACUUUGCACCAUCGAAGCCGCAUAGGUACGCUACAACCGCUGCAACCCGGGUCCAGAUUUAUGCCCCACGCACUCAAAAGCUCACUAAAACCAUCUCGCGGUUCAAAGACGUCGCCCGUAGUGGUUGUAUCCGAGACGAUGGGAAGCUUGUGGUGGCAGGAGACGACAGUGGUUUGAUACAAGUUUUUGACAUCAAUUCGCGGGCCAUUCUGCGUACAUUGGACAGUCACAAGCAACCAGUGCACAUCACAAAGUUUUCUUCCCUGUCACCAACACAAAUUCUCUCCUGCUCUGACGAUACUACUGUUAAGCUCUGGGACGUCCCUUCUCAAACGGCGAUUUUGACAUUCAUAGACCACACGGAUUAUGUUCGUGCUGGUCAAGUUUCCACGGUCAAUCCGAACGUCAUCUUGACUGGCUCGUAUGACUCUACAAUGCGGCUUUUUGACGCUCGAUCUGGGCAGUGCGAGAUGCUAAUGGGAGGGCGCAGUCGUGCAGAUAAUUUCCCUAUCGAGCAGGUUCUGAUGUUCCCUUCCGGUACUGCAGCUAUAUCAGCUGCUGGUCCAAUUCUUCGUGUAUGGGACAUCAUUGCGGGUGGACGGUGCACUCGGGCGUUGUCCAAUCAUCAGAAAACUGUGACGACAUUAUCUUUGAAUGCUCAAGGCAAUCAGCUAUUAACUGGCAGUCUCGAUCAUAUGGUCAAGGUGUACGAUGUUGGCACCUAUAAAGUUGUACAUACAAUGCGUUACCCUGCACCUAUUCUUUGUCUUGCUGUGUCGCCGGAUGACACCCACAUCGUUGCAGGAAUGUCCGAUGGCACACUCUCUGUUCGACGACGCCAGGCGAAGUCUGAAGAGACUUCCCAGACUCAAACUACCAUAUCUACGUUGGCCACCAACGUUAAUUUCACCUCUUUGCCCUCGAAGCACCAAAUUAAAGCAUCAACUGAUGCAGGCGAAAUCCGGAUAAAAUCCCAGACUUCCAAAAAGUUGAAAGAGUACGACAGAUUGCUGAAAAGUUUCAAGUAUUCAGCUGCACUGGAUUGUGUGCUGAAAAAGAAUAUACCACCUCGAACCACAUUUGCCCUGAUGGAAGAAUUAAUACACAGGGAUGGCCUGAAGAUAGCUUUGGCAGGGCGUGAUGACGUUCUUCUAGAACCCGUCCUUCACCUGUUACUAAAAUACGUUGCCGAUCCACGAUUCGGGGAGGUGGUAGCUGACAUCACUUCUAUUGUAUUAGGCCCCCAAGACAUGUAUUCGUCUGUUAUCGGGCAAGCGCCUCUCAUCGACUCUUUAUUUCUCCGCCUCAAGAAGAAGAUGGCUUCUGAGGUUCGUUUCCAGGAGGAAAUUACCAAAACCAAGGGCGUUCUCACGAUGAUCCUAUCGUCGGCGGCCCCUGCAGAUUCGAAGUAA
Molecule: messenger RNA, 1539 nt
Organism: Cyclocybe aegerita
Lineage: Eukaryota; Fungi; Basidiomycota; Agaricomycetes; Agaricales; Hemipholiotaceae
Source: the annotation of a GenBank genome assembly